ACUAAACAAAUAAGUAAGUGUUUAAUAAGUCAGAUGGAAAAAAAAAAGUAAAUCGGAUGGAGAUAAACUCUCAAAAAAUAUAGAUAGAAGAAAGAAGGGAAUCUCAGAGUCUUGAAGUCAGCAGACCAAGGUCAUGCUGUUAGUUCAGGACUUAAAACCAAGGCUCCAACAUUCAGGUCAACCUUUAGCAUUUAUUCAUCCAUUUACUUUAUUUAUUCUGCAAAUAUUUACUGAACAUCUGCUAUGUGUUAAGUACUUUGUCUCUCCUGGAAACUUCUGAGACCAAAAACAGAAGAGGAGCUUAAGGUAAGACUCCACCUUCCGUCAGGAGAGCUAAUACGUCUCGACCCCGCCCCCUACAGAACCCAGGGAUGACGUAGUACUAAGGCGGGGCGUCUGACAAACUCUCCACUAGCCACGCCCACCACCAAGAACCCAACUAAGCUUGAGACAGCAGAAACCAGCCGGUGAUCCCGACGCCCAGAAGUCUCUUUCACCCCGAACCCCGACCCCCGCUCCUGCGGGCUCGGCCUCCCAUAAAGGGUCGUGCUGACGACCGAAUUGUGGCUAGGGUGUCUGGAGACCUGCCCCUGGUUCGCCUCGCUUUCCCCUCACCUCUGGAUUUGGUGAGCCUGGGAGCGGGGGGGGGGGGGGGCAGAUAUUUGCAGCCUGACCCUCGAAUCUUCCAGGGGAACCAGGACCGACCUUCUCAGUUGCCCCGGAGAAACUUCCGCCCAGGCAGAAGGUGCUGCGCGCGCAUCCUCUCGCCAGAGGGAGGACUGCGCCCGCGCAGUCCAACCUGGCCUCCGGACUGCCCGCGGGCUAUGACUACCUGGUUACUUCAUUUCCCAGGCACCUUCGCGGCAGGUCAGCCCUCUGACUCAAAAGUGGGGGAGGGAUUAUUCCCUCAUCGCCCAACCCCGUCUCACCUUCCGUGGAAUGCGUCGUGAUUCUACAACGCAUGUGCCCUGUGGAGCCAAUCGUAAGGAGGGAUGGAAUACGAGGCAUAUCUCCACCAAUCAGAGGUCAAAGUCUCAUUUCUUCCGCCUCAACCCCACCCUUACCUUCUCGCGUGUUCCCUCAGGAAUUCAGGUUCUUCCUCAACGUGUUUCCACGGCAACCCUCUAGUUGUCGCCUUCAGAAAUGGAAAAACCUCCCGGUCUUCUCCAAAAGCGUGCUCAGCGGGCCCUCCAACGACGAAGACGCUAGGGCAGAUGAGAAGAUAAGAGAAGUUCGCACAGCCCUCUGGGAAACGGAGUCUUGGCGUUGGCUCGCGGAGGCUCCCGGCUGGAGUAGUUCUGAUAUUCUCUCCGCAACGGAAGUGGCUGCAAGAAGGCGCGUGUGCCAACUCUGCGGACCAGUCUCGAGGGCUCAUCCAGCAUGGCCAGAGAGUCAGCCCUAGGAGGAAGGGGCCCUUUCUCCCAGCUCCUGCGUUCUUUCCGCAGCCCUGCCAACCAGGAUUGCGAUGGGGAAGGAGGAGGAGCUUAAAUGAGGACUCUGGCUGCAAGGCCUCAGUCAGCUAUGACUGAGGAGUUUGUGACCCUCCAGGACGUAGCCAUGGACUUCACCUUGGAGGACUGGGAGCAGCUGAGGCUGGACCAGAGCAACCUGUUCUGGGACACAGCGCUGGACAACUACCAGAGCCUCUUCCUGCUCAACCCCCCCAGACCCAACGUGACUUCCCGUCCAGAUGGUGGGAAAGAGCUGGAGGCCCUGGCAAAAGGGAGCCCAGAGUCAACAGCCCCUGACACAGCUGAGACCAAGACCUCUCCUCUGCCCCAGGACCUCUUGGCAGAAGGACUCUCCCAGGAGAUUUUAGAGACAUUUUCCAAGGAUGGCCUCUGGAACUCCCAUUUGGGAGAAGCCUGCAUAGGCCAGAGCUGGUUAGAUAGUUUGCUGGGAGAUCCAGAAAGUCUUCUGAGUUCUGAUAUUGUUACCAGCAAGGAAAGCCCCAAACUUGGUCCCAAGUCCCUCCUUUUUCUAGGGGCGGAUUCUGUGACUUGUGAUCUUCCUGAAAAGAGCCUAACACCAGCAAACUCUCAGGAAUGUGGGAAUGACUUUGGCUGCUUCUCAGAACAGAGCCAACAGGAUACCAUCCAGGGAGGGGAGAAACCAUAUAAAUGUAGUGAGUGUGGGAAGAGCUUCAGCCGGAGUUACCAUCUGAUCCAGCACUGGGUUAUUCACACUAGGGAGGAACCCACUGUGCACCAAGAGUAUGAGAAUGAUUUCAGCCAGAGCACUUGUCUUUUUGUGCAACCAGUGACUCACACAGACUACAAAUCCUGUGUUGUGUGUAACAAGUGCGGGGAAACUUUCAGUCAGAAUACACAACUCCUGUGGCAUCAGAAAAUUCACACCAAAGAAAAACCAUGUAAGAGUCAAGACAGUGACCAUCCAUCAGGUCACAACUCACAGCCUGUUGAGCAUCAGAAAACCCACCCAGGUGGCAAAUCCUACAAAUGUAAAGAAUGUGGCAAGGGUUUCAGUCAAACAUUUCACUUCACCCGGCAUCAGAAGACCCACACUCGGAAACGCUAUGAAUGUGCCAAAUGCAAGGCGACCUUCAACUUUAAUAAAUAUCUCCUCCAACAUCAGAAAAUCCAUGCUCCAAAAAGGAUAUUUGAAUGUCAGGAGUGCGGGAAGGCCUUCAGGCAAAACUCCUUGCUCCUCAAACACCAGUCUGUUCACACCAGAGAAAAGCCUUAUAAGUGUGACGAGUGUGGGAAACCCUUCAGCCAUAUCCUGACCCUAAAGAUCCACCAGAGUGUUCACAGUGGAGAGAAGCCUUAUAAAUGCAAUGACUGUGGGAAAGCCUUUUACCGAAACACUCACCUUAAUGAACACCGGAGGAUUCACACAGGCUACAAGCCCCACAAAUGUCACAAAUGUGUCAAGAGUUUCAGCCGGCUCUCCCACCUGAUUCGACACCUGUCCAUUCAUACCACAGAAAAACCCUACACCUGUGCCGACUGCAAGGAGACCUUCAGCCAUAAUGAAUACCUUAUCCAGCACCAGAAAAUCCACAUGGUGGAAGCCCCCUAUGAAUGUCAGGAGUGUGGUGAGCGCUUCAUUUGCCACUCAACCCUAACUUGCCACCAGAGUGUACACAUCAGAGAAAAACAAGGACUUGAUAAAAGUAGGAAGAUCUUGGAUGAGAACCCAGAGCAGACAGAGCAUCCAAAGGUCAGCAAGAAGUGCUUUAAGUGUGACGAGUGUGAGAAAACCUUCAGCUGCAGCAAAUACCUGACUCAGCACAAGAGGAUUCACACCAGGGUGAAGCCCUUUGAGUGUGACCAGUGUGGGAAAGCCUUUGGCCAAAGUAACCAGCUCAUUCACCACCAGAGGAUCCACACUGGGGUGAAGCCAUAUGAGUGUGGGGACUGCAGGAAGGCCUUCAUUCACAGCACCUCCCUCACCAAACAUCAGUCCACCCACAAGAGUGAGCAACUCUUUAAAUUUAACGAAUGUAGUAAGACCUUACACCAAAGUGCAUACCUCUUAGAACAUCAGUUAACCCACCCUGCAGAGAAGCCCUUUAAACAUUACAUGUGUGAUGAAGUCUCUGCCCACAGUAACUACCUUAUUCAGCAUCAGGGAACUCAGGCUGGAAAGGAGUCCUUUGAGCAUCACGAAUGUGGGGAAAUGGUCCAGCAGAGCUCGUGCCUUUCCCAGCAUCAGAGAGUUCGCACAAUUGAGAAACCCUACAAAUGUGGUGAUUGUGGGAAAACCUUCAGCCUGGGUGCUCAGCUUGUCCAACACCAGAGAGUGCACACAGGAGAAAAGCCUUACAUUUGUCAGGAAUGCGGGAAAGCCUUCAGCCAGAGCUCAUGCCUUUCUAAGCAUCAGAGAGUUCACACAGGUGAGAAGCCCUAUGAAUGUGGCUACUGUGGGAAAACCUUCAGCCGGGGUGCACCACUCGUCCGACACCAAAGAAUUCAUACCGGAGAAAAGCCUUACGUUUGUCAGGAAUGUGGGAAAGCCUUCCGCCAGAGCUCAUGCCUCUCUAAACAUCAGAGGAUCCACACUGGGGAGAAGCCCUAUGUGUGUACCGAAUGUGGGAAAGCUUUUGCCCAGAAAGCAAAUCUGACACAACAUGAGAGAACUCACACGGGGGAGAAGCCUUAUGUUUGUGAUGUGUGUGGGAAAGCCUUUGGCCUUAGCAGUCAUCUCAGUCAGCACCAGAGAAUUCACAUGCAGGAGAAAGCCUAACAUUGUCCACACUGUCAGAAAGCCUUUUGCUGCUGCUCAUGCCUCAACCAACAUCAGUGAGUUCACACACUCAAAAGUAGCAAGUAGCAAGCCUCCCAUGGCUUCUGGGUGGCAGCAGCAUCCCAGAUAACUGAGAAUGUUACUCUGAAGCCUUAAGUUGAAACCAUCCCAGUGUAAGCAUACCCCUCCAUAAGUAGUCAAAAUCUUUAUUAAUAAAGAUUGGAACAUUUGAUGACUUUGAUUAAAACAAGGAAAACACAAACAUUGAGAAGCUGUGGAGCAUCAGAAUUCAAAGGUAGACUGGAGCCAGUCUGCUGAGUUAAAUCCCGGCUCUGUUAUUUGCCCCUUCAGUGACCUGGGAGAGUCAUGGACCCUGUCAGGGUCUCAGUGUCCUCAUCUGUAAGAUGGGCACCUUAACAGUUACCUACCUCAAAAGGCUGUUGUGAGGAUAAGGAGAUGCAAAGCACUUAGAACUAUAUGCCCAGCACAUACUAAGUACUUGCCAUGUGUGAGCUACUAAUAUACAUCAGAUAUAACAAAUACACUCUUUUACAUUAAAAUGAAGAGACAAUUAAGCAUCCCCCUCUAUAUAAUUGCAGUUAAUGUUAUUACUAGUAUUAUGUGUGGCUUUAACUUUUAAAGGUUCCCUUCCAAAUAACCUUGGUUCCUUUUGUGUCCUAUCCACUAUGUGACCCAGUCACAUGUUUGUUGAGGUAAAACUGUACAAAGAGAUUAGACUCUGACACUUAAUAUCUUUCAUAUUUUUGGUGCUAAAGUUUAGGUGUAUGUGUUUUGUGCUCUUGGGAUCUUCAAACGUUGCACCUGGAGUUGUGCGUUUUGGUUCUGUUGUUGAAGUGGGAACUUAGUGGCUGACCAUUCACACCACAGUGAGGAAUGUAUUGACUUUCAAGUGGCUUCCUGCCCUUAGGAUCUCCAUCUAGGCAACAGCACUGAUAUAUAUUGAGGGGGUGGGAACUCAAAUUGAUAAGUGUGUCCAAGAGUUUUGACACCAUAGAGGUCAGAGGCCCUGUGGAAGGUUGGCAGCCACUGUGUGUGUGUGUGUGUGUGUGUGUGUGUGUGUACGUGUGCACGCACAAUCUGUGUAACUAAUGACCUUGUCAUUUUGUAUUUUUUUAAAACUAAUGACCUUGUUCUGUGGACCAGUGUAGAAAUGCCUUUCAUGUCUGUGCAUUGGUUCUCUGAUUAAAGUGCAUUUGAGUCUUU
Molecule: messenger RNA, 5433 nt
Organism: Sus scrofa (pig)
Lineage: Eukaryota; Metazoa; Chordata; Mammalia; Artiodactyla; Suidae
Gene: ZNF473
Product: zinc finger protein 473
Biological process (GO): regulation of transcription by RNA polymerase II
Cellular component (GO): nucleus
Molecular function (GO): RNA polymerase II cis-regulatory region sequence-specific DNA binding; DNA-binding transcription factor activity, RNA polymerase II-specific
Source: RefSeq, a predicted model, not a curated record